UCAGAUUGUUAGUGCUUUUGGCGGGCGCUACUUAAUAAUUAUUACACUCUGUAGUUUAUAUUCUUUGUAAAGCUGGGAUUGGUGUCCGUAAAACGUAAUUGAGUGGUAAAUACAAGUUUGGAUUUCAUGAAACAUCAAGAUGUCUAAAAGGAAACCACACGAAAACUCCUGCCAGCAGGAAGUGAAGAAAAGCAAAGAUGAUGCGCCACCGGAGCAGGUAGCCAACACGGACUGGGACAUCGAUUCAUACCGAUCGCACUAUGAACCCGAAGAACAUUGGGAUCUUCGACGUAGAUUCAUGGAAUGUCAUCAAAACUGGAUUGCGGAAGAUGAUUUGGUUUGCCUAGCUCAGGUGUUCGUCAAUGUGGAGCUACUGCACUGCAGAUAUCCACUAGAAACCAUGGAAAGGUUAAAAGAACUAUCCAAAGGAAUCGCUGACGAAUAUAGAGAUUCGAGGAAAAACAAGCUGCAGCGAACAUUUGUAUCCGCUUCGGAUGCUGCGGCCUCGAAAGUACAAAGAAAGGGACCUGGAGAGCAAGUGCAACAGCGCAAUGCAGCGCAAGCGACGGCUUCAAGGAAGCACAAGCCCGUCCAACCGAUCAGUAACAUAGAAGAUGUUUAUAACAAUAUUGUACUGAUGAACAACGAUUACGAGCAAACGCAGAUCGAGUUCGAUCGUUUGGGUAGAGAUAAAAUGAUAAUUAUGUUUUCGAAGAACCCCCAGGGCAAGACUAUCGGCGAAGUUAAAGUGGGACAGUUUAUUCUAGCGAAAACAGAAGCCGAUGGCGAGAAGGCUGCCAGGAAAGCCGUAAAGCUUGAUUUCCUGCAAUUGAUGACACAACAUUGCUACUCAGUCAUUCGAAAAAAACGACCCACUCAGUUGACAAACACCAAUGUAGAGCGGAAACAGGUUGAAGGGGCAGUAGACCAUCGAGGGCGGAAGGUGGUGCAAGACUAUCAGGAGAAGAAGAUUGAUGAAAGUAAUUUGGGUUUUAAGCUGCUACAAAAGCUGGGCUGGAGUGGGGGAUCUCUAGGAUCGAAAAAUCAAGGAAUAGUGGACCCCAUUAAUUGCCAGAUAAAAAUCGGCCGACAAGGACUGGGUGGUGGUCCUUCUGCCAAGAAGCAAGGCGAAGAAGCCAGCAAAAAAGGAAAAAUUAACACUCGAAACGAAACAUAUGGCAUUGAUAUUAAUUUCUACCGGCAGAUGAUGCGCAAUUUCAAAGAUAGUGAACUUGAAUAUGAUUUGGUAUUCAGUAAUGAGUUUACCAAGGAAGAGCGUGCUUUGUUCCAUAACAUGGCACAACAACUACAGUUGAAAACUCGCAGCUAUGGUAAUGACAACGACGGAUCUAGGCAGUUUGUGCUUCUCGGACGGAAGGUGCCACCACACGAGCUGCUGGAGCGUGUUUUGGUCCAACAAGAUCCAAUAUUUUGCGAAAUGUACAAUGUGGAGCCUCCCAAUGGGACCCAGAAAGACGAACCAAAAAAUCGACUACAAGAUGAAACAGAUCAACCUCACCCAGAGAUCAUGACAAACAACGCAAACCAUCUAACGGAGUUUACACCUAUAAUCCCAAUCCAAACAGUAGAAGAUCUUCACAACAACAUUGUACUGGUUGAUAGAAAUUUCAUUCAGACAAAAAGAGAAUUUGAACUUCUGCAAUGCGGCAAAAUGGAAGUUCUUGUCACUCCCAUGGAAAACAAAUCAGGCAUGUUCGAAGCGAAGGUUCAAGUAGGAGCGUUUGUUCUAGCCGAAACAGAAGCAAUGGGACGAAGACGUGCCGAAGUUGCUGCGCAACGUCGCUUCAUGAAGGAGAUGGGCAACUGGUGUUAUAGAAUCAUUCGGCAGAAAAAAUCUGCCCUAAUUGUUAAAACCAGUGUUCAUCGAUCCGAAGUGAAUGACUACAAGGACAAAACAAUCAAUGACAGCAAUCUGGGCUUUAAAAUGCUGCAAAAGCAAGGCUGGAGCGGUGGUGCAUUAGGACUCAAAGGGGACGGUAUCCUUGAACCCAUAGCGUACCAAAAAGGAUUCCAAGGUUUCGAUCAGGAUCGUGCAAAGCAGUUCGUUGCGCGUAAACAGAAUGCGAAAUUUGACGUAGAACAUUACAUGCAAAUCAUUCAGGACUUCCGGGACAAUGGAGACGAGUACGAUUUGAUUUUCAGUGCGGAAUUCAGCAAAGAAGAACGAGCCCAGUUCCAUGAGAUUGCCGAUGACCUUGGUUUGAUGUCACGAAGCUUUGGAAGCGACAAGCAAGGAAGACAUCUACUUUUUUAUGGUAAAAAACUCUCGAUGCAUGAAAUACUGCAGCGAGUAUUCAUCCAGAAGGAUUCCUUUAUAAGCGAAAUGUACAAAGUGCAGUUACCCAACAGGAAAUUCGAAUGAUUCAUAAAAGAUGCUGU
This is a messenger RNA of Ochlerotatus camptorhynchus, 2400 nucleotides long. RefSeq lists its product as uncharacterized. Gene Ontology annotation, molecular function: nucleic acid binding. Bases 140 to 2383 code for a protein of 747 amino acids. Lineage: Eukaryota; Metazoa; Arthropoda; Insecta; Diptera; Culicidae. The record is from RefSeq and is a predicted model, not a curated record. The transcript is spliced from 6 exons.